Molecule: messenger RNA, 852 nt
Organism: Ambispora leptoticha
Lineage: Eukaryota; Fungi; Glomeromycota; Glomeromycetes; Archaeosporales; Ambisporaceae
Source: the annotation of a GenBank genome assembly
AUGUUUAAGCCAUCUUACCCACCUUAUCUUCAAACGGCAUAUUUUUUGAAAAUGAAAAGAGACGGCACACGUCAAAAGAGAGCGCCGAAUGCUUUUCUUGUAUUUCGAGCGUGCGUCGUGGCAGAACUAAAAGGGUUAAACUUUCAACUAGGGGGGGCUGCUGAAUUUUCUCAUUUUGCCAGCUAUCUUUGGAGAUUGCUGCCUGAACAUGAAAAAAAAGCCUACUUUUUAAUUUCGUCCGAAUUAAAAGAGGCCUAUUCUUCUAGGCUUCCUAAACGUCAAUUUGGAAGGCAACCACAUAGACAAAACGAACUAAACCAUCGUCGGGAUGUUCGUAGUAAGCAGCAACGACAAAAUUAUCAGUAUAGCGGCAUUCUCGGGGAACAAAAUAAAGCCGACCAAAUUUCAGAUCAAUUUAGGAACAAUCUCGGAGAGCGACGACGGACCGAAUCCGACCAAAUGUUUAUUCACAAAUUUGGAGCUAUUCUCAGAGAGCAGCAACAAAACGAAUCCGUUCAAAUUUCCAACCAUCAGUUUGGAGACACGCUCGGGAUGCCAUCUCAACAAAAUGAGUUCUUCCAAAUCUUCAAUCCUCAGUUUAGUGACUUUCUCAAAGCGCAACAACAAAACAGAUCCGACCAAAUUUCCAAUCCUCAAUUUGGUGACAUUCUCGAGGAGCAACAUCAGCAAAAUGAAUUAUACCAAAUACUUCAUCAGCAAUUUGACGACUUUCUCGUAGCGCAACAACAAAACGGAUCCGGUCAAAUUUCCAAUCUUCAGUUUGGAGACAUUCCCGGGGUGCAACAUCAGCAGUACCAAAUUCCUCAAUUUGAAGAUUUGCUCGAGGAAUAA